This is a messenger RNA of Toxorhynchites rutilus septentrionalis, 894 nucleotides long. RefSeq lists its product as uncharacterized. Bases 1 to 894 code for a protein of 297 amino acids. The transcript is spliced from 2 exons. Gene Ontology annotation, molecular function: nucleic acid binding. The record is from RefSeq and is a predicted model, not a curated record. NCBI's taxonomy places the organism in Eukaryota, Metazoa, Arthropoda, Insecta, Diptera, Culicidae. Gene Ontology annotation, biological process: DNA integration.
AUGGCUCCAUUACCAGCUACGCGGAUCACUCCUGCAAAGGUGUUUGAGCACACGGGUUUGGACUACUGUGGGCCGUUCGUCGUUCGUCAACUCGCGGGAAGGGGCGCUCCGGUAAAGGUCUGGGUCGCCGUCUACGUGUGUUUCGCCGUCAAGACUGUGGUUCUCGAUAUCGUCGCCGGGUUGUCGACAUCCGCUUGCAUCAAUUCGUUACGGCGCUUCGUGAGCCGUGUCGGUCGCGUUCGGGUCAUCCACUGCGACAAUAGUACCACUUUCGUUGGCGCUUCGCGAGAAGUGAAGGAAAUGCGAUUACAGUACGCUAAGCAGUUUCAAUCCACGCAAUGGAAUAAUGAAUGUCUGGAAAAAGGAAUCGAGUUUCGUUUCAUCCCACCACGUGCCCCACAUUUCGGAGGACUUUGGGAGGCCGCGGUGAAAUCUUUUAAAUAUCAUCUCGUCAGAAUCAUGGGUGCCGCGCCGUAUCAUCUGGAUGAGCUGCGCACCGCCAUUGCACAAGCGGAAGGCAUAUUGAACUCCAGACCACUAACACCCGUGACGAAUCAUCCAGAGGAUUUAUCCGUGCUACACAGCGGUCCAUCAACGACCUCUGGAAACGCUGGUCCAAAGAAUACGUCACAUUGCUGCAUCAAAUGGCGAAAUAAACCAACCGAAUUCAGGGUUGGUACCAUGGUGCUACUGAAGGCUGAGAACCUACCUCCCAAACGGUGGCCUUUGGGACGAGUUGUGGCCAUUUAUCCAGGAGUAGACAACAUUGUACGAGUGGUGGACGUACGCACUUCUGCUGGUAUCCGACGAAGAGCAACAUCCGAACUCUACGUUCUCCCUAUGGAAUCUCAAUCCGAAUCCAACGACGCUCAAGCACAUCCUCCUGCUAAUUGA